GGCUCUUUUGCACAAGUGGUUCAACGGUGAUAAUGGAAGCAGUUGGUCUUGCUCUUGCUGUUCUUCCACUUCUAGUCAACCAGCUCGACAACUACGUUCGAGGUCUUCAAACAGUGAAAGGCUUUCGAGCAAGGCGCUAUCGUCAACAGUUGGAUGAAUAUUUCUCGAACAUAGGAACCCAACAUGCACUAUUCUUGAACACUCUUGAACGAACGCUCGAUGGAGUGUUCGAAUAUCAGGAUGGCAUGGAUGAUCUGAUCAAUAAUCCCUCGGGAGAGGCAUGGAAGAAACCUGAGCUAAUACAGAAGAUGGAAAAGAAGCUUGAACGGAACUAUGUGCCAUUCAAGAAAACAAUGGAAGAGCUUUCCGGGCUCUUAGGGGAUCUAAACAGGCGGCUGGGAUUCGAGGACAUGUCAUCUGCAGAGGUGUUUUGGAAGAAUGCAUCAACUCUGGAAAGAGAGGUUAGGAAAUUCAGGGACAUUUUCUCCAAGACUAUUUAUGCCGACCUCCUUGAUCGAAUCAGCGCUGCGAAUACCAUUCUGCACAACUUAGUAAAGCAGUCUGAAUACCGAAACCAACCGCAUAGACGAAGACUCUACAGCCUUCCUCUAUCGCGUUACAGAUUAUCCCGCAGGUCGGCACGCAGCCUGCACAACACCAUUAUCCGUGGGAAAUGCUGGAAGUGCCCGUGCAAGUCCCUCCACAAGAUUCAUUUUUUCUUGUGUCAUGGAGAUAUUAAACCGUUUAAUCCAUCAACCGACACGCCUGGGAAUCCUCGCUUUAAUAUAAUCCUGACCUCAGCUGCUAAUUCUGGGCCAAUCAGUUCCUGCAAUACGGCCUAUAAACUAGAAGCAGAGUCAGAGAUCAUUAAGUCCAGCAUCGGGCUGCACCACUUGUGUAAUUCUGAUCACACAUCAGUCAAGUCAUUGACCAGGUCGCUCAACAGCCAUAGCAAGAGAUCUGUAUAUUUCUCUCUCCCGGUUACGACCCGUGGGCCAUCACCGACCCCUAGCCUCCAAUUGCCCGAAAUUGCUGAUAUCUGCGGUACUUUGUCGGCCUUGGGACCCGGGAAAGGCAACAAGAGCGUUCUAGGCUCGUUAUCAGACGACAGUCAUAGACAUAACAUUAUCUAUCUCCAUAGUCUUUCACUGGGGUUAAGGCCACAGUCAUUGGAAGACUUAAUCACAGCUUCUGCUCAAUUUUUAAAUGGCCAAACAGACGAUGGGUUUAUCUUUAGCCAACUUGAUCGACUACGACUGGCGGUGAAUCUCUCAUGCAGUGUCUUUCAAUAUCAUGGAAGCUGGCUGGCGCAUCAUUGGAGACCUCGCGACAUCAUGUUUGACCCACAGGACGCGGCUAAUCUAGGAGACCCCUUUUUAUCUUGCGAUCUGGGCGACGACCUUAGUGAUCUGACCCGAACUGAGAUUCAAAGCACUUCUACGCUCAUCCGGAAUCAGGUCCUCUUUCCUCUCGGGCUAGCUCUUGUUGAGCUAUCCCUUUGUCAGAAUCUGCAGUCAUUGCGUGAAAAUGACGACGAAGAUAUCAAUGAGGCACAUGCAAAUCUCAAAACCGCAACUCGUCUUCUACCAAAGGUCGAGGAAAGAAGUGGUCCGGAAUAUGCAGAUGUGGUAGACCGGUGCCUUUCUUGGCACGAUCGAAGAUCAACAAGCCUGGAAAGCGAGAAAGUACAGGAGGAAGUUUUUCGACUGAUUAUCUACCCGCUGGUGGAGAACCUGAGAAGUUUUGAAGACGCUUACACAAUGUAUUGA
Messenger RNA from Aspergillus steynii IBT 23096, 1769 nucleotides. RefSeq lists its product as uncharacterized. The record is from RefSeq and is a predicted model, not a curated record. Lineage: Eukaryota; Fungi; Ascomycota; Eurotiomycetes; Eurotiales; Aspergillaceae. The transcript has 2 exons. Bases 33 to 1769 code for a protein of 578 amino acids.